Messenger RNA from Mytilinidion resinicola, 1382 nucleotides. RefSeq lists its product as uncharacterized. The record is from RefSeq and is a predicted model, not a curated record. The transcript has 2 exons. The coding region runs from base 59 to 1234 and encodes 391 amino acids. NCBI's taxonomy places the organism in Eukaryota, Fungi, Ascomycota, Dothideomycetes, Mytilinidiales, Mytilinidiaceae.
CGGCAUCCACCUCUUCUCUCUCCUCGCCUUACAAUUCAAACUCUUCCUUCAAUUCAUAAUGCGUUCCUUCUUGUCACUCGCUUCUUUCUUCGCUGCCGGAGCGCUGGCAUCCCACCUCGGGUCUACGUCCGAGGACUGGAGAGAUUAUACAUGGAGUUACUACCCCGAGAACACCGCCGACGAGUUGAAGGAACUCGGACUCCCUUUGCCAGAGAUUGCGGCGCCCAUCACGACGGUUCAUGAGCACGAGAACUAUGUCGUGAAACUCGAGUGUUUGGGUUGCCCGUUCCGGGUGCGAGAGUAUGGUCAGGUCGUCGAGCAUUGGCAGGAGAAUCCGCAGGACAACUCUUUACUAUUCAACUUCUCCAUAGCAGAGGACAAACGCUCUCUCCUCGUGAACGGCAAACAGAUCUACCCCCUCGUCCUACCAGCCAACAUCUACUCCUACCAAGUUCCCGCCAACCUUUCGGCCGAUAUCAUGCGCAAAAUGGUCGACAUGAGGAUGAUGGAUAAAUCAUGGAAUGUCGGCACCCAAUACGGCAGCUUCGAGAUCUCGUUCGAGCAGACGACUAUGAUGACAAAUGAGCGUCUGGUUCAGCUUCUCCAAUUCGAUAUCACGCAUGCUGAAAUCCGAUGGAUUCAAAACCCCGGUGUCGCCUUGCUGAACCAGCCCAAGCAGAAAUUAAUCCAGCUGAAGCUGAGCCAAGAGAACAUGCGAGAGGGCCUCAAGAUCAAGAGCAUUGAGCUCGUAGAGCAGGGCGAAAAGAUAACACAUGCUAAAAUGCCCUGUGGGAAAGAGGCGCCUAGGUUCACUCAAGUCUUCAGGGCGACGGAAUGGGACUACUAUGGCCACAUAGGUACCCUUGCGUGGACCUGGAAGAAGGCUACUGGGGAGGCCACGGACUGGUUAUUCGAUCACACAUAUCUCCUUUUUGCUUUGGUCUUCGUGCUCGUGUUCUUGAGACGCCGCAUUCAGCAGAGGCGCGAGGCGAAGAGGGCUAUUGAGGACCCCGAAGCCGGUUUGUUGAUCAUCGAAGAUGAUGAGGAGGCAGCCCCGGAGCAUGUGCAGGAUGAACAGCAAGUGGAGCCUGAGCUUGAGAAGCUUGUAGCCGAGGAAAAGAUAUCCGACGAAGCCGCACCGGUAAAUGGAGAUGUUGACGUAGUCGAGGAAAAGAAGGAAGAAGAAGCAGAACUGACCGUGUCGGACGAGUCCAAACCCUCUCUCCUCGACUAGUCGUAUAACGCUACUUCUACAGCUUCUGUACUGUUGGUACUACUUUGUAAACUGGCGAACGCACAUAUAAUAUCGUAAUUGCUGUUUGUAUCUGCUCUGACGACGGCUCUAAUUCUAUAUUUUUAGGCCCCGGAAUAUAAAGUUCUGC